GUCAGUUUAGCAUCUGAAGCUCUGCACAACUCUUCCGACGAUCUGUCACGAUGCUGUGGGGUCUCUCUGCGGCGGCUCUGCUCGUGCUACUGCCAUGUUUGUCAUUCUUUAAUGUGGAUGAGAAGAAUGGGAUGUCAUUCAGUGGCCCUGUGGAGGACAUGUUUGGCUACACCGUGCAACAGUUUGAGAACAGUGAAGGAAAAUGGGUUCUGAUUGGUUCUCCUCUGAAGGGUCAGCCAGCCAAACGGACUGGAGAUGUCUACAAAUGCCCUGUGGUUGCAGGCGGUUCUUCAAAGUGUAUACAAUUAGACUUGCCUGACCAAACAACAAUUCCAAAAAUACAUGAAGUCAAAGAAAAUAUGACCAUGGGAAUGACGCUGGUCACUAAUCCGGAUGGGAAAGGAUUUCUGGCCUGUGGUCCUCAGUAUGGUUACAUGUGUGGAAGUCAGCAGUACAUCACAGGCAUCUGCUCUAACGUCAGUUCAUCAUUUAAAGUGCUUAACUCCAUCGCCCCGACUGUUCAAGAGUGUCAGCAAGACAUGGACAUUGUCAUUGUUCUGGAUGGCUCUAACAGCAUCUAUCCCUGGGAAGACAUCACAAGGUUUCUGGAGAAGUUUCUUGCAAAGAUAGACAUCGGCCCAGCGAGGGUGGGUAUUGUAUCAUAUGGAGAUGACGUCGGGAAUGUUUUUAACCUUAGCCAGUUCACUAGCACUGCGCAACUUGUUAAAGAAGCUGCCAAAAUCCCUCAGAGAACAGGCCACAAAACCAUGACUGCUCUGGGCAUCGAUACAGCAAGGAAGGAGGCGUUUACAGAGGAGCGUGGGGCGAGGCCAGGGGUCAAAAAGAUCAUGGUAAUCGUCACAGAUGGGGAGUCACAUGACAACUAUGAUCUGAAAAGAGUCAUUGACGACUGUAAAAAAGAUGGGAUUGAGAGAUUCUCUAUUGCUGUGCUUGGUGAUUAUAACCGCCAAAAUAAAAGUGUGGAACAAGUGAAAAAGUUCAUUGAUGAAAUCAAGUACAUUGCAAGCGACAAAAAAGAGGAUCAUUUCUUCAACGUGUCGGAUGAGGCAGCCCUGAUCAACAUUGUUGAUUCUCUAGGAAGCAAAAUCUUUGCUUUAGAGGCUACAUCUGGGAACCACACCUCUUCGUUUGAGAUGGAGAUGUCUCAGUCCGGCUUCAGCGUUCACACAUCUAGAGCGGGUGUCAUGUUGGGGGCGGUUGGAGCAUAUGACUGGAAUGGCACCGUCGUCAUGCAGUCUGGAAACCGCUUCACCGUGCCCAAAAGAAACACCUUCCACAACCCUCUAGUGCAGAAGUAUGAGGGCAUGGCGGGAUAUGUGGGUUAUGAUGUUCAGUCAGCGUACACACCCUCUGGAGUUUUUUACAUCACUGGAGCUCCGAGAUUUAACCACACGGGCCGGGUCACCAUCUACCGCUUUGAUGGGAAAAACAUCAACAUUACACAGAACCUGAAAGGAGAGCAGAUUGGCUCCUACUUUGGCAGUGUUCUUCAGACGCUUGAUGUUGACAACGAUUCCUACACAGAUAUUCUGCUGGUUGGAGCUCCAAUGUAUAUGGGCCCAGAGAGAGACGAACAGGGACAAGUCUAUGUAUACAAGAUCAGUAAGGAAGGUGUGUUUGAGCAUGAGAUGACUCUGCGGCCGGUAAAGCAGACAUGCUGCACUGCCCACUCCCACUUGUCCUGCACCAGCUUGAACAAAAACGAGCCGUGUGGAGCCCGAUUUGGCACAGCCAUUGCUGCCGUUCCCGACCUCAACCUGGAUGGCUUUAACGACGUGGUAAUCGGGUCACCACUGGAGAACGACCACAGAGGGGCGGUGUACAUCUACCAUGGCAACCAGCAGUCAAUACGGGAAAAAUACGUACAGAGAAUAGCAGCUGGAGGUGAUGGUGAAAAGAUGAAGUUCUUUGGCCAGUCCAUUCAUGGAAUCAUGGACUUGAAUAACGACGGCAUCAUUGACGUCACUAUUGGAGGAAUAGGAGGAGCUGCACUCUACUGGUCACGGGAUGUUGCAGAGCUCCAUGCGAACAUGACCUUCGACUCGGAGAAGAUCAACCUGCAGCAGCAGACGUGUAAGAUCAACGGAAAGGACAUGGUGUGUGUGAGGACAACUGUAUGUUUUGCAUACAAAGUGAAGUCUGAGAAAGAGACAAAUCCAGUUACCAUGAUCCGCUACAACCUGACGCUAGACUCCCUGCGUGCGAUUGCCAGAGGGAGGUUUAAAGGCACGGAUGACAGAAAAAUCCAGAAAAAUGCCACCAUCAAAAACCAUCUAUGCAAUAAUCACUCCUUUUACAUGUCGGAGAAACUGGACUUCAGGGAUCCGCUCAUGGUGUCUCUGGACUUUGGGUUAGCAAGUGAUGAUGGACCAGUUCUGGAUGGGGACUUGCCAACAUUGCUUAAUAAGACGAUCACUUUGGUGGACUGUGGAUACCGUGAUAAGUGCUUUGCUGAUUUACAACUUAAAGCAGAGGCAAACAUUAGCAAACUCAUCAUCAAAGCCAGCCAGGAGAAAUUCCAGGUCACCAUUAAAAUUAAAAACAGCAGAGACAACGCUUACAACACCAGAGUCCUGCUGAGCACCACUGAAAAUAUCAACUACGUCAAAGUGGAGCCUAAAGAUAAAGACUGUGAGCCCAAUAAAACCAGAGUGGUGUGUGCAGUGGGAUACCCAUUCCUCAAAUCAAACAUAGAGGAAGAGCUGAAGAUUAUCUUCGAGGUCAAUCCUUCCCACAUUCGAAAAGACAUUAUCAUUAACAUCACUGCAACUAGUGAUAGCGAAGAACUUCAGAAUGAAGACAACUCUGUUUACAUAUCCAUCCCUGUGACGUAUGUGGCUAGCCUGGAAUUCACUGUCAUGAAGUACAUGAAGGAGGAUCAUAUAGUCAUAAAAGAAGGGGAGAGAUGGCCUGACGUUUUCAAUGAUACUAGCAUGAUUGGAGAGGAGAUGAAAGUUAGCUAUGCGAUUGUGAGAAAUCCUGAGUUGAAGAGUCCUCCUCUGAAGCUGAAUGUCACCUUCCCAUUCAUCACAACCGCAGAUAACAUGCUUCUCUAUCUCACUGACAUCUCCACAUCCGAUAAAAGCACCUGUGACAAACGUUUGGUCGACCCUUUGAAAAUCCGACAGAAGCCUUACACCCCAAAGCCUAAAACAGAAACACUCAGCAACUUUCUGCUGAGCUGUGCAGGAUAUGCAGUUUUUUGCAAGUCAUUUAGCUGUUUAAUCUCCAAUGAUGCUAAAAGCAGUUAUAUCAAUGCCACCUUCAGAGUCUGGAUGCCAACAUUCAUCAAAGCUGAGUUUUCUGAAAAAAGUGUCGACAUGAUAGUUCAUGCAAAGCUGGAGAACCAGGACACAGCCCUCUUCCAGUUAAGCAAGGCCGAUGAAGUCAGAGAGGUGAAGGUCCAGAUCUCUAAAGAGUCUCGAGGUGGAAUUCCUCUUUGGAUCAUAAUCCUGAGUAUUCUUAUAGGACUGCUAAUACUGGCACUAGUUAUUUUUGCUCUUUGGAAGGCUGGGUUCUUCAAGAGAAAAUCAGUGGAAGACAUGAAGGAGGAAAUGAAAGAUGAGUAAAGGCUUCCUUCGGAGGUCAAACUUACCCUCAGGUCAAACUUCACUCAUUCACAGAGGCCAUAGAAAUCACAGCUUAGCAGGAUCAGCAUGGACAGGGAACAUCAUGAGAAAACCCAAAGAUAAACCCCAAAAUCUACCUCUGGAAUAUCUAGUUAUCCGGAAUGUUUGGAUAUUCAGGAAUGUUCCCAAAGUGUUCAGUGUUCAUACCAAAGAAUUUUUGUCACUGAUUAGUUUUGUGUACUUACUGCAAGGUUAGUGGAUCCUGUCUUUGGAUACCACAGACUUGUGAACAACUUUUCCAAACCAUGAAAUGCCUUCAGCUUUGUUUUUCCAAGGGCUAGAACCCUGACCUGAGAUAGUUAUUUAUCCUCAAAUGGGAAAAGGAAAUGGAAAAUCUCACCAAGAACGUGGAAGUUACAAAAUCACAAUAUGAGAAGGAAAAUAUUACAUCACGAUAUUAAAAAGAAAAUGUAAGUAAAAUGAACAUGAAGUCACAAUUUUGAAAGCAUGAAGAACCCGUCCACAGCAUUUGACCCUGCAGCUUCCUCAGUGCUCUAUGCCUGUCAAAACCCAGACACAUCUGUGUGGAAAGCACUGACCACACAAUUAGAGGUCUUUAUAAAAAUGAACUGAAUCUUUUUUAUAUUUUCUUCAGAACCACUGUAAAUGUAUCCUUUGAGCUCAGUGCAUUGCAUUUUUUAUUGACUGUUUUGGCACAUUACUUUGCUUGUACACUGUUGUUUUUCACAGAAGAUGUUUUCCUCGUUUGAACAGUGAGGCUUUGAUUGAUUGUACUGUAACUGUAUAUUAAGCUCAGAAUGUAUAUAGAUGUUUGCAGUAAUGCUUGUAAUUUAAAAGAAUUUAUGAGGCCACAACCCCUGAAUACGAGCAAACUCUACUGCAGCCUUACUCAGGAGUUCAGCUCAGUAAUGCUACCAUUCAAAAGAUUGGAAUCAUGUGUCAUAUUAGUAUUUACUGUUACAUUAUUCCAUUAAUAACUUUUAUACAGUAUAAUUGGUUAAACACUUUUUUUUCAAAUAUGAAUUUUGAUAUUAGAACUUAAAUGUUCUACAGCCAAUAGAAUCGGUCUACAGCUCUGCUCAUUGUUCUAGACUGAUCUAACAUUUCUUUUUCUUCUUAUGAAUUAUUGAAAAGCUGUAAAGUUGUUGAGUAUCAGCAUCACAGCAGAUCCAUCUUACACAUGUAACAGUGAAAAGUUCAAACUUUGAUUGAUAAUAUAUGGCAACUUAAAAUUGGAAAAUAAGUAAGUUUUCUGAGCUAUUAAAGUACAUAAAUAUGUGGAAA
This is a messenger RNA of Pygocentrus nattereri (red-bellied piranha), 4895 nucleotides long. RefSeq names its product integrin, alpha 1 (gene itga1). Gene Ontology annotation, molecular function: integrin binding. The transcript is spliced from 30 exons. The coding region runs from base 51 to 3590 and encodes 1179 amino acids. Lineage: Eukaryota; Metazoa; Chordata; Actinopteri; Characiformes; Serrasalmidae. The record is from RefSeq and is a predicted model, not a curated record. Gene Ontology annotation, biological process: cell adhesion mediated by integrin; cell-cell adhesion; integrin-mediated signaling pathway. Gene Ontology annotation, cellular component: external side of plasma membrane; integrin complex.